Molecule: messenger RNA, 2506 nt
Organism: Dicrocoelium dendriticum
Lineage: Eukaryota; Metazoa; Platyhelminthes; Trematoda; Plagiorchiida; Dicrocoeliidae
Source: the annotation of a GenBank genome assembly
CCGAAAUGUUGCGCUGAAGUGGAAUGUAUGCAGUGGACUGCACACUUUUGCUGAGACCCCUUAGGUGGCUCGGUCAUGUGAGCCGUAUGGAUUCGACGCGGAUACCAAAACAACUAUUAUCUGCUCAGCUAAACAUUGGGGAGCGACAUGGGCAGAAACCAAAGUUACGUUACCAGGACAUGAUCAAAUUGAGUCUUUCAUGUUCUAAUCUUGAUUGCAGGCCAUGGGAAUCGAAGGUGGUUGAUCGGCGUGUAUGGCGCGAUCUGAUCACGAAGGCAAUUGCCGAGGUGCAAGUGAAAGCCAUCCUGCGUGCAGAGGAGAAGCGUCAACUGCGGAAGCGACAGGCCCCGAUGAGUUAUACUCUAUCGACAUCGAGCGCAUGGUGCUGUAGCACUUGCGGUCGCGAGUGGCUGAGUCAGGCAGAUCUAGUGAACCAUGAGCGAGGCCACUCGGGGCCACCACCGAAGCGACGACGAGUGCUGCAGAGAACGUAGGCAGACCUGGCGCAGCGUUUGUAGCCUCUGCACUUGCCGCCACUGCCUUCUUUGCGGGAAGUGUUGCGUAUUUAUGGCCUGCAUGCGCAGAAACAACUGUCACAAAAUUUCCUCCUGCAACCGGCUUCUUUGAACAGCUUCAUCAAAUGUUCUGGAAGCCUCCGCAAUGCUUACGUUCUGGAAGUUGGUCCCGGUCCUGGUGGACUGACGAGGGCUAUUUUAAAUUGUCAGCCUAAACAUUUAGCGGUUGUUGAAGUUGAUCGUCGUUUUAUUCCUACUUUGGAAGAGUUACGUACAGUCGCCGCUGAGAUUGGUGUAAAAAUGGAUAUUUAUCGCCAGGAUAUCCUUCAAUUCAACGCAGAAAAUAUCUUCCCUAUUGAAUCCACGUGGAACAAAGAGGUGUCGGAUAUCUCACCAGCUUCUCCCUCCAGUCUGGACAACAACACGUGCUUAUCUUCGCUUGUCACCACUCAUCAGCCACAGCCUCGUGUUGUUGUCAUUGGGAAUCUUCCGUUCAAUAUAUCCACUCCGCUCGUUGUUCAAUGGCUGCAUGAUGUGGCCGAAAGGCGAGGUCUUUGGAAAUUCGGCCCUGUUCCUAUGGUCUUAACUUUUCAAAAGGAGGUUGCUGAUCGGCUGGCUGCAGAUGCGUGGGGUGAACAGCGUUGCAGGUUGUCUAUCUUGGCGCAAGCUUUUUGCGAGGUGAAGUAUCUCAAAACCAUCCCGGGAACAGCUUUUCUUCCCAUCCCCAAGGUGGAUGCCGCUAUCGUCAAGCUUGUCCCUCUGCAUCAGCCCCUCAUACCGGUUCCUUUCCCUUACGUUGCCAAAUUGGUUCGAUGCGCCUUCCAGUUUCGUUGCAAGCAAGUCGUUCGCGGCAUUGAGACCCUUUUUCCUACCUGUCGACCAGAUUUGGUUAUUCAACUUUUCAAGGAGGCGGCGGUGCAGCCCUCCAAACGUCCCACUCAACUCUCUAUCCAGGAAUUUCGUGACUUAUGCUCCGUGUACCAGCGCAUUUGCCAGCAAAAUUCGGACAUAUUCGGUUUUCACUACACCGCCCGGGAAAACUUGCCACAUUGGCAUAAACGAAAACAGAUUCAGCGCGACAUCCUCGGGUCGGAGCAAACAUUGAAUGUAGAAUACGUUCGACAACAGAUGGUUCAUUGAGUGCUACGUGUGAAUUCUACUCCAGGCGCAUUUACCAAUGUUCGUCGACGAUCGUGUAAAUUACAUUAGAUCCUACGCUCAAUCGUGUCUUGAAUAUUCUCCCUACUCCUGCAUCUUCCGGUGUUUUUACUUCGGAACAAUACAUUCUAGACGGGUUUAUUGCCAUUCCAUUCGGCCCAGCCCACCAGUUUUUUUUACAUUUACCAGGCUUUAGAUCAAAUACUCUGGAUGAAAUGUUAUAUGGUCUUGUUUCUCUAUUCUUUGGACCUCCACUGCAUCUUGCGUGUCCUCCCCUUCUCUAUUUUACCUCUUUGCUGCUCAUCGCUAUCACAAUACCUUUCACCUCUACUUCUUUCGCUUCUAACAUCUAAUCUGUCCUUUCCAUGAUGGUUGGCGCGUCGGACAAUUGGCCCUGUGUCCCUGUAUUGUCUAGUGCUGUGCACCGCUUCCUGUCUCCCAUCCCAUGUCUUUUUCUCUUCUAGCAAUUGGCGGCUCUAUGGCCGAGGACAUUACUGACGGUCUAAAAUUCGCGCGUUUUUAUUUUUAUCCAGUGACCUUCACACUGACUUCCUCUCAUUUUCCGCAUUUUUGUAAUUGGCGCUUAAAACUAUCGUUUGUUUCGAUGACUUUUUCUUUACUUUUUUCUCUCUUAUAGUUAAACUGUAGACAGCUGGACGCUUCAUUCUGCGACAGAAACCGCUGAACCACUUCACAAUACAAAAUUCGGGUAUUUUGUUACACUGACCGUGUAUUUACAAGGGAAACUCACACGAAUUCAUUCAUUAUUAGGAUUUUGUCUCAGUUUACCGUGCUGAAGCAACUUGCUGUGGAUAGUGCAAUGGAAAAACUCC